AUGGAGAAAAAUAUACCAGAUAUGGAGGAAUAUAUACCAGAUAUGAAGGAAAAUAUACCAGAUAUGAAGGAAAAUAUACCAGAUAUGGUGGAAUAUAUACCAGAUAUGAAGGAAAAUAUACCAGAUAUGGAGGAAAAUAUUCCAGGCAUGAAGGAAAAUAUACCAGGUAUGAAGGUAAAUAUACUGGACACAUGUAUGGAGGAAAAUAUACCAAAUAUGGAGGAAAAUAUACCAGAUAUGAACGAAAAUAUACCAGGUAUGAAGGUAAAUAUACUAGAUAUGGAGGAAAAUAUACCAGGUAUUAAAGAAAAUAUACCAGGUAUGAAGGAAAAUAUACCAGAUAAGGAGGAAAAUAUACCAGAUAUGAAGGAAAAUAUACCAAAUAUGGAGAAAAAUAUACCAGGUAUGAAGGAAUAUAUACCACGUAUGAAAGAAAAUAUACCAGGUAUGGAGGAAAAUAUACUAGAUAAGAAGGAAUAUAUACAACGUAUGUAG
Messenger RNA from Saccoglossus kowalevskii, 495 nucleotides. RefSeq names its product ring-infected erythrocyte surface antigen-like. The record is from RefSeq and is a predicted model, not a curated record. Lineage: Eukaryota; Metazoa; Hemichordata; Enteropneusta; Harrimaniidae.